UUGUUUCAAGCUAAUCCUCAACCUGAACAGUGGUUUGCAAUUAGAGAAAACAUUUUGGAACAAAAAUAAACAGGCUUUACUCCCAAACAGUGCACAUGAAGCGAACUUCGCCGAAGUGGCCCCACUGGACAAAUGGAUGGAUGAAUAGAUACAUGAUCAUAGACCUUCAGCGCUUUUCGGUUCUUCGACUGAACCUAAAGCCGCUUAAACCCUAAAGUUCCCGAGGCAGCGGACACUGAACCCAGGAGGUUGAUGGCGGGAUUGUUUGCGAAUGCUGGUGUGCGGUGCUGUGUGGGAGGUCGAUUGCGGUGCUUGUUGCGUGAAUUCCCGGAAUAAUUUUGGAGAACGAGAUGGCGAGCGUAGGCAGGGCCUUGGGCAGGUCCUUUCUGUCCACCACUAGGUCUGCACUGCGAGCUUGCAAGGCGAGUGGCAGCGAAGCGGUUGGAGGCACUGUGAAGGGCAAAAGCCCCUGCGCUCCCUCGUUGCCAGGGGAGGUGGCAGCCAUUCAAUCGUUGCUUCCAUUUCACAGCGCCACUGCGUCAUCUCGCUUGGUUGCGCAACUGAGCUCCACGGCUGGUGCUCUCUUUCAGGGAGGAGUGUGGCUUAUUGACGAUAAUUGAGGGGCAUGACGACUACUUGACAUUCAGGAGGGCUGUGGAUAAUUGACGAUAGUUGAGUAUCUUACGACAGCUUUGAACAUUCGAGAACAGUCUGAGAGGGACUGAAGGAGAUUGUUGACGUGCAGCUCAUUUGGGAUCUCUGAAACCAAGGUGAAGGAUUUGCUGAGAGUCUUGACGUCUGCGAGUGUAUCGCAUCCCCCUUACAGGUGCUACAUACCGUUUGGUUGAAGAUGCGUAUAUUGGAAUUUAUGUUUGUUAGGUGGACACUUAUUUCAGAAGCUUUGCAGAGUAGUUACCUUUUACCAGGCUUUAGGGUAAGAGUUAUCAUAACCUUAUUGUCACUUGACCUCCAUCAUUUAUAUUUUAAUUUCGGAAAUCUGUCCAGAAGAUACAAUUUUUAGCUCCAUCUGAAGCAAAUGUUUGGGGAUUGAGCAGCAGUUUGGAUGGAGGUUCAUGUCUGAAGGUCCUUUACCAUUUAAGUUCAGCUCAUUGCUCUACUGUUCAGUAA
Molecule: messenger RNA, 1128 nt
Organism: Physcomitrium patens
Lineage: Eukaryota; Viridiplantae; Streptophyta; Bryopsida; Funariales; Funariaceae
Source: RefSeq, a predicted model, not a curated record